AUGCAGUUGUGUCCAAAGGAGCUUGACAAGCUCGUCAUAUCGCAGCUCGGACUCCUUGCGCAACGUCGGCUGGCAAGGGGAGUGAAGCUGAACCAUGCUGAAGCUACUGCUUUGAUCGCGAAUAACCUCCAAGAACUUAUCCGCGAUGGAAACCACUCGGUCGCCGAUCUCAUGUCAAUUGGCACAACGAUGCUUGGUCGUCGUCAUGUACAGCCCUCCGUUGUCGCCUCGCUCGGCGAGUUGAUGGUCGAAGGCACCUUCCCAACCGGCACAUACCUCGUUACCGUCCAUAACCCAGUGUCCACCGACGAUGGCGACCUUGAGAAGGCGCUAUACGGAUCGUUCCUGCCAAUUCCAUCGAACGACAUGUUCCCACUACCCGAUUCGAGUGUUUACGAGAGCACGAAGCAGCCAGGCGCGAUCGUGGCAGUCAAGGGAGAGGCUGGUAUAAUCAAGCUGAACGAAGGGCGCAAGAGGAUCAAACUCAAGGUGAAGAGUAUGGGAGAUCGGCCAAUUCAGGUCGGAUCGCAUUACCACUUCAUCGAGACGAACCCGCAACUCCAAUUCGACCGCGUACGAGCUCAUGGAUACCGCCUCGAUAUUCCCGCAGGCACAUCGGUGCGCUUCGAGCCUGGCGAUACCAAGACAGUCACCCUGGUACAAAUUGGUGGUAACAAGAUCAUAAAGGGUGGAAACCAGAUCGCUUCAGGCUUCAUCGAAGACAUGUCGGUUGCAAAUGGCAUCGUGGAGAGACUGAAGUCUGGCGGCUUCCUCCACGAGCCAGAGCCGCAUGGCGACGCUGCACACAUCGACAUCUGCAGCAUGGAGCGACUGUCCUAUAUCAGCAUGUUCGGUCCGACGACCGGUGACCUGGUUAGAUUGGGUGCAACAGAUCUCUGGAUCAAGGUUGAGAAAGACAUGACCGUAUACGGCGAUGAGUGCGCUUUUGGAGGAGGUAAGACAUUAAGAGAGGGCAUGGGACAAGCUGGAGGUGUUUCAGACAAAGACUCGCUGGAUACCGUCAUUACGAACGCUUUGAUUAUCGACUGGUCUGGCAUCUACAAAGCGGACAUUGGAAUUAAGGAUGGGAUGAUCGUUGGCAUCGGCAAGGCAGGCAAUCCGGAUGUGAUGGACGGUGUGGACCCCAACCUGGUAGUCGGUUCAUGCACCGAUGUCAUCUCUGCUGAACACAAGAUUGUAACAGCAGGUGGUUUCGAUUCUCACAUCCAUUUCAUUUGCCCUCAGCAGGCACAUGAAGCUAUAGCAUCUGGUAUCACGACCAUGCUCGGAGGCGGCACAGGACCCAGCACCGGCACAAACGCAACAACCUGCACUCCAGGCAAGACGCACAUCCGACAAAUGCUCCAAGCAAUCGACACACUCCCCGUAAACUACGGUAUAACAGGAAAAGGCAACGACGCCGAGCUCCGCCCCCUCCAACAACAAGCCGAAGCCGGCGUCUGCGGCCUCAAGCUCCACGAAGACUGGGGCAGCACCCCCGCCGCCAUCGACGCCUGCCUGACAGUCUGCGACGAAUACGACAUCCAAACGCUCAUCCACACGGACACGCUCAACGAAUCCGGCUUCGUCGAGUCCACCAUCGCUGCCAUCAAAGGCCGCACAAUACACACGUACCACACCGAAGGCGCGGGCGGCGGUCACGCUCCCGACAUCAUCAGCGUCGUCGAACUCGACAACGUGUUGCCUUCGUCUACCAAUCCCACUCGACCAUAUACACGCAACACGCUCGACGAGCACCUCGACAUGCUAAUGGUAUGCCACCACCUCUCCCGCAACAUCCCCGAAGACGUCGCCUUCGCCGAAUCGCGCAUCCGCGCCGAAACCAUCGCCGCUGAAGACGUGCUGCACGACCUCGGCGCCAUCUCCAUGAUGUCUUCGGACUCGCAGGCCAUGGGCCGCUGCGGCGAAGUCAUCCUCCGCACAUGGAACACCGCACAUAAGAAUAAAGUGCAGCGCGGUACGCUCAAGGAAGAUGAGGGCACGGACGCGGAUAACUUUAGGGUGAAGAGGUAUAUUAGCAAGUAUACUGUUAAUCCCGCGAUAGCGCAGGGAAUGGGUCAUUUGGUGGGCAGUGUGGAGGUGGGUAAGGUGGCGGAUCUUGUGCUUUGGACACCGAGGAACUUUGGGGUUAAGCCCAGUUUGGUGGUUAAGAGUGGGUUUUGCUCGUAUGCUCAGAUGGGUGAUCCCAACGCUUCAAUCCCCACUGUCGAACCCAUCAUUAUGCGCCCCAUGUUCGCGCCUAUGGUGCCUUCAUCUAGCAUCACGUUCGUCUCACAAGCUUCCAUCGCUUCUGGCGUUGUCAAGUCUUAUGGCCUGCGCAAGCGCGUCGAGGCUGUCAAGAAUUGUAGGAAUAUCGGUAAGAAGGAUAUGAAGUUCAAUGAUACGAAGCCGAAGAUGAAGGUCGAUCCUGAGAGGUAUACGGUCGAGGCGGAUGGUAUGGUAUGUGAGGCUGAGCCUGCGGAGACGCUGCCGUUGACGCAGGGGUAUUUUGUUUAUUAG
This is a messenger RNA of Alternaria viburni, 2520 nucleotides long. RefSeq names its product Urease (gene URE1). The record is from RefSeq and is a predicted model, not a curated record. The transcript has 6 exons. Gene Ontology annotation, cellular component: urease complex. Gene Ontology annotation, biological process: urea catabolic process. Gene Ontology annotation, molecular function: nickel cation binding; urease activity. Bases 1 to 2520 code for a protein of 839 amino acids. Lineage: Eukaryota; Fungi; Ascomycota; Dothideomycetes; Pleosporales; Pleosporaceae.